Phaethon lepturus (White-tailed tropicbird) is the source of this 393-nucleotide messenger RNA. RefSeq names its product ADP-ribosylation factor-like 16 (gene ARL16). The transcript has 3 exons. The annotation marks the transcript as partial. Gene Ontology annotation, molecular function: GTP binding; GTPase activity. NCBI's taxonomy places the organism in Eukaryota, Metazoa, Chordata, Aves, Phaethontiformes, Phaethontidae. The record is from RefSeq and is a predicted model, not a curated record.
UUCGUGGUCGAUGCCGCCAACCCCACCCAGGUCUCCUCAUCCUGCAUCCAGUUGCUGUCCAUCCUCUCCGCAGAGCAGCUCGCGUCCGUGCCUGUGCUGGUCCUCUUCAAUAAGAUUGACCUGCCCUGCUACAUGUCGCUGGUGGAGAUGAAGUCGCUGUUCCGCAUGCAGGACAUCAUCUCCUGCGCCACCCAGCCCAUCACAUUCAUCACCACACAGCUUCCAGACAAUGUGCCCCAAUGGGUCCUUGGCCGCUGCAACCCAGAGAAGCGGAUCUUCCCCAGCACCCCAGGGUCCUGCUGCUUCCAGCGCCACGCCACAGUAGCUCAGAAAGAUGUCUGGAUCCAGUCCCUGGCUGUAAGCAGAGUCCUGUCGUGUCCCGCUCCUUCCUAG